CUUGACGCUUCUUAAUUUUUAAUAGCUGUUAAAUCCUCUGACUUGCAGAAAUGCAGCGCAGUUCAGGAUGAACGUAUUGAAAUUUUCCAUUUGAAAGUCAGUAUUGGGGGGGUUGGGGGGUGCUUGUGAACCUUUUGAAACAUCUGGUUUUCUGCAUGAAAUGCACCAUAAAAUAUGACCUGAUUCUCAUCUAGGUCAAUAAUAUAGUCUUUUUUAAGACACACCCAACAUCUUAAAUUUCAAUAUAUUUAUUGAACAGUUUUUUCAAGGUCAUUUGAAGAAAAUGCAAUUUGAACCUCAUUUAUUUGCAGUAACCUUAAGCAAAGAUGUUUUGUAGCUGCUGAUAAAACCUGGGCAGCAUUUAUGGGGUAUUUCAGCCUAUUUCCCCACACUAAUUUCUUUCAGGUUGCACAUUUUUGUAGGAAAUCUUGUUUGUUUGUCCUGCUUCAGCUCAUGGAACAGCAUUUCAGUGAAAUUGAGAUCAGGCCAUUUUCUGUUGGAGUCAGUCUGCUGCACAUUUACUCUCUGUGUUUCUUCAGAGCUAUCAGAUCAUAUACAGACACCCCAGCACCCUUUUGUAGAACUUCUUUGUAAAAUAAUCAUUGGUCCUUCAAUGACUGCAAGUCAGCCGAAUCCUGAGGCAAGUGUUUGGCUGCAUAUCAUCAUAUGCUCUUCACAAAGCCCAUGAACAUUGCCGUUCUGGCCAGGAUCGUUUUAUGCUCCCCCUCUAUUUAUUUAUGCAUCCUCCUAGAAUAUCCUUCCUACUCAUCAUACUUCUACACCUGAUGAAUGGUGAUUCCUCAGCUGCCUCGCGCUGCUGCCUCCAUGCAGUAUUAGUGUAAAAUAAUAGAAUCAGUAAAAGAAUUGUCCUGACUAAAGUGACUGUCAAGCUCCUAUUGAGACAUCGACAGUCUUGGUGCCUGAGGGCAGUGUAACAAACCUCUUAAGCCAGACACUGCAAACAAUGUCUUCUGCACACAAUGGCUUUUGCACACAAUGGCUUUUGCAUUGCUCAGAUUUAAGUUGUCUUUGUUUACUCUGUUCUUGUUCACAUCUCCUUUUUUUCUAUACUAAUACCCGUUCAAAAGGGUUUACUAUAAAACACCAGGCAUGAUUGAGAAAGAAUGGCUGUAAGAGUCAAUUGUUUGUAUGUGUUGUUUGUAUAAUGAUUUCUGAUGCUCUAACAUUCAGGCAGUGUGAAAAUCAGCGCUUAAGGUAGUUAUUCAAAGAUUUUGGAUUCUGAUUUUCAAACUACAGGGCAUAUGUAGUAGGGAGAAUUAUAAAUGUAAAUUUUUGUGGUCAGAAACUCCCAGGACUUGUACAGCUGUAUUCAGCUAUCAAUCAUUAUUACAUUUAAUAAAUUGAAUGCAUAUAAAUUCUAUUCAUAAUUUAAUUGUAUCCAUCAUUUCCACGAUCUCGCGGCUUUCUUAAUUCGAUCUUCAAUGUUACAGGCAUUGCUGUAUUUUGGCGCCCUCUAGUGUUUGCUGAUACGUUGGAGCACAGAAAAACGUCCCCCUAAAGUUGUGAGUUUCUGAGAACUUUUGCUUUGAGAAAGAGAAAGAGAAAGUAUAGUGAGACGUGCGCUGUUUAGAUAAUAUCUUUUGGACUUCACCCGAGUAUCAGCCUGCAUUGCAGUUGUUGGUUUAAAGCUGUUGACUAAUGCUGUGUGCUUAAAUGCGUGUAUGCUGUGUGCUUAAAUGCAUAUACUGUGGGUGUGUGCUCUUAAAUGGACCAGUGUCCCUUUCAGGGUGUUCCUCAUCCUGUUCCCCGUAACAGAGCCACAGCAAAUUCACCCAGAUAACCCCAGGUAAUGAGCAAACCAGUCACACCGGGCCCCACGUUGUUCUGACAGACCCACAAUGAGAAUAAACCUCUGCAGGAGAGGUUGUGGAUGGAUGGAAAUGAGGUGAAGCCUCUUUACUCCACCUUAAGCAGCGUUAAUUAUAAGCUUAACCUUCAACCCUUCAGUAAAUGUCCAGUUGUGUGUGCUAACUGGUAGGCGCAUGGAAUCGGAAGGUCAGAGUGACACUCUCAGUUCUGCUCACAUGGACUUCCUGGCCACUGGAAUACUCAACAAAAAUAUACCCUUUUUAUGGGAGUACUGUGUAUGAGAUGAUAAGCAGGUGCCAUUCACUUUCAUGUUUGAUUGCCAUUAAAAGUUUUACUACAGAUUAACGGGAAUUAAAAUGCUGGAGACCUGGAGGAUUUUUUCCCCGCCUUUGUGGGUGUUUUGUGGACGGGAGAGAUGCAGUACAUGCUGCAGACAGAGGAACAGGGGAAGGACAUUUGAGACCCCGAGUAGGAUACUGUGCAGUUUGAUACUUGACCCAAAAACUCAACGUGAUAAAAAUCACCAGUUCUGGCAGCUGGAGCGAAUCCUGAAUCAUCUCGGGUCCUGCAGCCAGAAUUACUUAAUUGUAAAUGACAGCAUCUCUGGGUCAAUAAUCAUGGUCUGGUGUCCACCCUCAUGGAGACCUGUGACACCUCUGUUUUGUGCAUUGUGGUGAUAUGUAAACCCAUCCCCUUGACUUGAUAAUUUGUGUAGCUCAGUGUAAGGCAGAAUGGAAAUUGGAGAGAGAGAAUAAACCAUGGUGUGAUAAAUAGUCAAAAUAUUGUAGUGCAUUAUGGAAUAGGUGUGGUAAACUAAGAGUAAAUAAAGCAUGAUGCCAAAAAUGCUAGAUGUUUCCACAAUUUUGGCCACUAGUGUAAGUUAAUGGUAUUUCAAGUCCCAGUAAUAUAUUGUUAUAUAUAUGUAAGAUUUCUUACUGAAACAAUAAUAAACAUUUCUUUUCUAGUAUUAUUUCAGUUUUUUACACUGGUGAUGCAGUGUGAUCAUUCUAGAGAUUAAUGGCACGAGAUCCCAUCAGAGCAGGCACACUGCAGUUAUGUUCUCAGGCUUUGCAGUGUGAAGCAGUCCACGCUGACAGGGAGGAUAAUGCCUGGAUAAUCGUAGCCUGGAAGGUCUUCAGCUGCAGUUCCAAAAGCCAUAAACUGCAAAAUAGGCUGGAACUGUACUGAGAACUUUGCUUGUUUGGACACAAGGUAUGAAUUCUGGUAAAAAUCAUGUAUGUGGCAGAAAGGGGUGAAGGCUGACUGCAUGUGUGAUUUGUGAUGCAAGUUAUGAGUUCAUCCUUCGUGAAAAAGGGAUAAUGGUAAAUAGUGCACUCAGUGACCCCACCCCUGCCCCCACCCCACAUACACACAGAGUUUUUCUCCUGAAGUCACACACAGACAUGGUGGAGUGUCUAAUCCGGACACAUUUAUCCAGGUAAUCAGCUCUCGCAGUCUUACUGACACAUCCCCAAAGGUGGAACAAGCUGCGGUUGGUCACAUCUCCCCAGUGUAGAGCAGAAAGGCGGAACUUCCCCAGCGAAAAAGCAGGAUUUCUUUCCCCAGUAUCUCCCAGCCGGCUGUGAUCAAGAAGCAUGUCUGAGAAGAAGGCAGGAGCUGCUGCUGCUGGGGCCUCUGGGGAAGCUUCCACAUCUCAGCCCAAGAAGACCAAGAAGACCAAGAUGAGCAGUGAAAGCGCCAUAGCUAAGAUGUACUCCCCCCUGCUGAACUCACUCUUCGGCCAGGAACGGCAAUUGGUACCUGAGGAAUUGGAUGAGUUAAGUGAAGCCUUUAAAGAGUUCGACUAUGACCAGGAUGGCUACCUGAACUAUAAAGACGUGGCUGAUUGUAUGAGGACCAUGGGCUACAUGCCCACGGAGAUGGAACUCAUUGAAAUCAUCCAGCAGAUCAAGAUGAGAUUGGGAGGUCUGAUUGACUUUGAUGACUUUUGUGAGCUUAUGGGGCCAAGGAUGAUGGAGGAGACAGCUCACAUGAUGGGGAUUAAGGAGCUCCAGUGUGCUUUCAGACAGUUUGAUUCUGAUGGCGAUGGACUGAUCACCUACGACGAGCUGAAGGAUGCUAUGAAGUCCCUCCUUGGGGAGAAGCUAAAAAAAGGGGAGCUGGAUGAGAUGCUCAAGGAAAUAGACCUGAACGGAGAUGGGAACGUAGACUUUAAUGAGUUUGUAAUGAUGCUGUCCCGGUAAUUGUGGGCGUUACUUCCAGCUGGGCUCCAUACCUGCACAAGCACUCUAACAGAAUUCUGUAUUUGUGAUUUUUGUGACUAUAUGGCUGUUCUGCAGUUCUGAAAAGGUCAUGUUUCUGUCUUUCCGUGUGUGUGACUGGUAACGAAGCUUGUAAGAUUCAUAAGAUACACCUGAUAUUGUGUACGGUUCUCCUAGAAAUCCAUUAGAAACGGUUUUUAAAAUGCAUUAUGAAAUAAGAGGCACCAAAAAUAUUGGCAUUUUUGGUUGGAAAUUACAAUUGUUACACUCCUAGUAUAGAUGUGGGGAGCUUGGAACCUAUCCAAGGAAGCACAGGGCAGGGAAAGCCCAGGAAAGAAGGUCGGCUGGCCCGUCACAGGGCACACACUGGGAAAUUUGGACUCCAGUCCGCCCAGCUGUAGACUUUUGGAUUGUAGGAGAAAGAUGGUACAGUGAUGCUACACAUCCAGAGCUGGGGACGGAAAUCGAACCUGCAACCCAUGAAGCGUAGCGUGCUACCCACUGAGCCAUAACACCAACCCAUAGUUAAAUUGUUGUGAUAUAGUGUAUCAUUGUGUUAUAGUGUACUGCUGUAUAUUAUAGACAGUAUAGCUGCACUGGUCUAAUAAAA
Messenger RNA from Brienomyrus brachyistius, 4662 nucleotides. RefSeq names its product calcium-binding protein 2-like. Lineage: Eukaryota; Metazoa; Chordata; Actinopteri; Osteoglossiformes; Mormyridae. Gene Ontology annotation, molecular function: calcium ion binding. The record is from RefSeq and is a predicted model, not a curated record. The transcript is spliced from 7 exons. Bases 3426 to 4034 code for a protein of 202 amino acids.